AUGGAUGUUAAGAGCAUUGUCGAGGAAAAGGAGCUUCAGCUGAAGGAUCUGUUGAACAUCUCCGACGUUAGCAACUCUCUCCAAUGGCUGGCCUGGUAUGUCAAGUCCAUGAUAAUUCUAUUCAUACUAUCGCUGAUUAUUACAAUACUUUGGACGGUGGUCAGUAUGCCUCGCGGGAAUGCCCGGGACAGGAAUUUCCCGUGCACCAAGCGCUUCUGGUGUCCGACCAAGUCACUAUCCCCACACAGGCUGUUCCCUGUCCGACCCAGCGACGAGGAGCGACCUUCGGAUAAUUCUUCGGACCGUAAGACCUCCAAGUAUGUGGAUGCCAGAGCCAAAGGUAAAAGCGCUGGUGUACAGAUACAGAAUCUCAGCAAAAGCUUUGGCAAGCGACAGGUGGUCGAUGGCCUCAGAUUCGAUAUGUAUGAGAACGAGAUCAUGGUGCUCCUGGGACACAAUGGAGCAGGCAAGACCACGACCAUACAAAUGUUGACGGGCACCAUUCAACCCAGCUCCGGCACAGCGAUCAUCAACGGCUACGACAUACAAACCGAACACCUCCAUGCCCGUCGAUCCUUGGGCUUUUGUCCACAGAAAAGCGUCUUCUUCUCUGGUUUAAGUGUGGGGUCUCUUCGAUUCUACAGCCGCCUCAGGGGUCUAAAGGGGGCAGCGGUCAAGCAGGAAGUGAAUAAAUACUUGCAGAAGCUGAACCUCAAAGAAAAGGCGGGCACCUCGGCCCGUCGUCUCUCUGGGGGGACACAGCGUCGGCUUGCGUUGGCCUGUGCCCUGUGCGGCCACGUCAAGGUCCUGUUCUGCGACGAGCCCAGUACGGGUCUGUAUCCCAGCUCACGGCACGACCUGUGGAAGCUGUUGCUGGAUGAGAAGCGGGGACGCACCAUUCUGCUUACCACCCACCAUAUGGACGAGGGCGAGGUGUUGGCCGACCGCAUUGCCAUCAUAAGCGAUGGACGGCUCCGGUGCCUAGGCACAUUGGCGUUCCUCAAGAAACAGAACGAAACCAGCUACCUGCUCACCUGCGAGAAGGGCCCCAACUGCAAUGUGUCCAGGUUGACCCAACUGAUCGCGAGCCACGUGCCCAUUACGCGUCCUCAUAGUAACAUUGGAUCAGACGUGUCCUAUCGAUUGCCGCACCGCUUUUUGGGUUCCUUUGGCUCACUCUUCAACGACUUGGAACAACAGCAGGAUCAGCUGGAUGUGGUCGGAUUUGGCCUUAGCUCCACGAGUCUUACAGAAAUAUUUAUGUCGCACGGUGCGGAAGAUCUCGGUGGUGGUGGUGGUCGGGGUCGCACUAGCAGCGGCGGCGGCGGCGGCGGAUCGGAUCAGCAGAGGCCGGUACAGAGUCAAAGUCAAAGUCAGAGACAAAGCCAAGAACAGAGCCGUUAUCUUAACUUGUUCCAGCGCUACCUGGCCCAGUGCGAGGCCAUGAUGCUGAAGAAGCUCCUCCACAUAUAUGAUACGAAGUGGUUGUUUCUGUUCAUCCUGCUGCUGCCCAUUAUCGCCUACGUGGUAGUUCUUAUUCAUAUGUCUUUCAGAGUAAUACUGCAAUCGACAUCGGACACUCGCCCUGCGCGUGAUAUAGCCAAUGCCUACCAAGAAUUGGCAAAGCAGCACUGCACCGUCCAAAGACUUAGCCAGAAUUUUAAGGACUUCGUCGGCCCAUCGGUGCAAGACACGCCAGCGAGAUUAUACGAAAUGAAGCGCCGUCUUUUAGCAGCAGCCACCUUCGACAAAGAGACGAUCGUCUGGUGUAGAUCUCUACACUUCAUUCAUAGCGAUCCUCUUUCGCUCAACCUAGCGUUCAACGCCAUGGCGAAAGCGAUGGUCGGUCCCGAGGCGAGCAUAGAGGUAACCAAUGCCCCCUACGAAAAAUCGUCCUCCCUUGAGCAAAACUUAACGGUAUAUGUGACCGUGUGCAUGUGCAUAAUGAUUUAUCUGGCCAUUGUCCUGCCGAUAUUCGCCAUCUCAGUGGUGCAGGAGAAGGUAUCGCAGAUACGGAUGCAGCAGCAGGUGUCCGGUGUGAACCUGGCCACCUACUGGCUGACCCAUUAUAUCGUGGAUUUGACCCUCUACUUUGUGUUUUCCCUGGCACUGACACUGGCGGUGCACGAUUUGUGCAAUCCCUGGGACAUGCUGUCAAUACUCAUGAUCAUCGGAGCGGCGGGGCUUCCCUUUACCUAUAUAUUGGCAUGCUGUUUCCGAAGUGCUGGCUCAGCCUUGGCUGUAAUUAUCAACAUUCACAUUAUAGUCGGUAGUAUUUUCAACGGGCGUGUGCUUUGGUCUACUGGUCUACUGACGGCAGGCAAAAUUCAUGUCAGAGGCUGGAGCCUACAAUUCCGUCCCAGGGCAGCGAGGAAGCAGCUCGGCUACUGCCCCCAGCACGACACGCUCUUCGACUUUUGCACUGGCCGUCAAACACUCAGGAUCUUCCUUUUGCUGCGCGGCACACGCCGGAAUCUCCUCAGAGAAAUGUCCGAAAAGCUGGCCACCGACUUAGGCUUUCUUGCGCACCUCGACAAAAAGGUCAAGGCCUACAGUGGCGGCACUAAGCGAAAGUUAAACGCAGCGGUGGCUGCCGAGGGCUCAUCGCUCCUUUGUCUGGACGAGCCCAGCUCCGGGGUCGAUCCGGCGUCCCGGCGCCACGUGUGGACUGUCCUCUCCUCGCUGCGUGACAAGGGCAAGGCGGUGCUGCUUAGCUCUCACAGCAUGGAGGAGGUGGAGGCCCUCUGCUCGCAAUUGGAAAUUAUUGUGGAUGGGAAAAUUCAUUGCCUCGGAUCGCAGCAGCGCAUCAAGAAUAAAUUUGCCGAGAGUCUGGUGCUCAAGUUACAUGUAGAGACCGGAAAUCUGGAAAGCCUAGCGUACACUGUGGAGAAAGUAAAGAAUCAAAUGGCAUCGGACUUUCCCAAGUCAUCGCUACAGGAAGAGUUUGGAGGAAGGCUCACCUACCACAUACCCACUGCCAAACUGAGAUGGUCGCGGGUAUUCUCAUACGUUGAGAGGAAUCGCAGCCCUUGGAAGUUAUUGGACUACUCUCUGUCGCAGCCGUCGGUGGAAGAUGUCUUUCUGGACAUUGCAAAGAAGAGCGCGCAGGAAAAAACACAACAAAAUAUUCAAAACAGCCAACCAAAGAGUCGUCCUACCAAGAAGGAAUCCGCCAAAUCAAGUAAGGAUAAUGGCCGCGCCACUAGGUUGACCAAGCCAUAGGCCUGUAGCAAUUCAGUGGGUGAGAUGCGAAUUCGCCUAAAAUAAACAAAGCGAAGAAAUUCCACUCCAAAUGUA
Molecule: messenger RNA, 3297 nt
Organism: Drosophila guanche
Lineage: Eukaryota; Metazoa; Arthropoda; Insecta; Diptera; Drosophilidae
Product: ATP-binding cassette sub-family A member 3-like
Biological process (GO): transmembrane transport; lipid transport
Cellular component (GO): membrane; intracellular membrane-bounded organelle
Molecular function (GO): ATP hydrolysis activity; ABC-type transporter activity; ATP binding
Source: RefSeq, a predicted model, not a curated record